AGCAAGGUGCAAAAUUGCAACCUGUUGUUAUGGUUACCUUUUAUGGAAACAAAAAUAAACAAACAAAAAGAAAAAUUAAAUGAUAUACAAAAUCAUAUCUUUAAAAUAGAAAAAGUUGUACGAUAAGAACCUAAAGACCUUCAAUUCAAAAAAUUAUCAUCAAAUGAUGGAUUGGGCAGAAGAAUUAAAACUUUCAAUAAGAAAGACAACAGCUCGAAAGGGACGUCGUUCGAGUCAACAGAAACAACAAUCAGGUUCUUCAACAACUACUCCAGAAAAGGAUAUAUCACUUGACCUGAGCAUCGAUAUCAAUCAAGACACAACAACUGAUUCCUCCGAUUCGAAAUUACCACCAAGACGAAUAUCAGGAGGAUGGGCUGAUAGUGGAUUGAAAUCAUCAAAGAACCGGAACAAAAAUUUACUGGAAGAUGAAAGAUUUCGUCAUUCCCAAAAAUCAUCGGAUAGCUCACCCCCGGAAGAUGAUAUUCCCAUCAUACCGGAUUUGGAUGAUGUUAAAGAUGAGAUAAUUAUGAACGAAAUUGUUGAACCACCUUCAGUUGUUGUUGAUCGUGUUGUAACUUUAAAAGAACUCAACUCCGAUUUACUGUCUCAGAAUGCCUUUUCCGCUAUUGAAGACGUUGACUUAACCAUCCUAACAAGAUGUCUCCAAACUCAAGAUAGCUUAGAUGAAGAAGAUGAAGUAUGGGAAUGGGAUAAGCUCUUCACCGAUGUUACAGCUGAGAUACAUUCUGAUAAGACAACAAUCGAUGCUAAAAUUGAAAUAGCUGCCGAUGAAAUAACUCACACCUUCGCUUAACUUACAAAACAAAGUUUGUUUGAUAAAAAACAAAGAAAAGAUUGUUCGUCUUUAUUUAGUUUACCUACAAGUAAAUAUACAUUUAUAUUUAAUUUUUAUAUAUCUAAGUAUAAUUCAUGUAUAAAAUUAAGUAAUUAAAAAAAUUGCUUAAAAAUAAA
Messenger RNA from Eupeodes corollae, 975 nucleotides. It is a transcript of the gene IFT43, whose product is annotated as intraflagellar transport protein 43 homolog. The transcript is spliced from 5 exons. Gene Ontology annotation, cellular component: intraciliary transport particle A; cilium. The record is from RefSeq and is a predicted model, not a curated record. The coding region runs from base 164 to 817 and encodes 217 amino acids. NCBI's taxonomy places the organism in Eukaryota, Metazoa, Arthropoda, Insecta, Diptera, Syrphidae. Gene Ontology annotation, biological process: intraciliary retrograde transport.